This is a messenger RNA of Alternaria alternata, 1076 nucleotides long. RefSeq lists its product as hypothetical. The coding region runs from base 1 to 1035 and encodes 344 amino acids. Gene Ontology annotation, biological process: meiotic joint molecule formation; double-strand break repair via homologous recombination; meiotic DNA recombinase assembly involved in reciprocal meiotic recombination. The transcript is spliced from 2 exons. Lineage: Eukaryota; Fungi; Ascomycota; Dothideomycetes; Pleosporales; Pleosporaceae. Gene Ontology annotation, cellular component: Swi5-Sfr1 complex; Swi5-Swi2 complex. The record is from RefSeq and is a predicted model, not a curated record.
AUGGCCAUUGAGAAGGGCGUCACCGAAAUCGCGGAUUCUGAAGAUGAUCUAAUGACGUCGUCACCUCGUGUUGUUCCGGAUGAAGCUGCGGACAAGCUUUGCGCAAUGGCACGCGUUCCGUACCAAGAGCGACAAGAUGCGUUGCACGGGGCAGAUUGCCUCCACCAAGCAUUCGCACAACGCAAUGCCAACGCAGCUUCAUGCUCAGCUGAAGGCUCGGGCGGCGAUCGUGACGAUGCUCAAAUUGACGACGCGUCGAAAAUUGAUCAAACUAACAUGACACUUCAAGACCCCAGUACAGCUCACACCCCAAUCACCUCUACGGCAUCAUCCAUAGGGAUAACUUCGGUCGAUUCUGCAGCGGACGCGUCAGUUGGCAGAGUCGGCAAUCAUGCAGUCCCAAACCUUUCCUUGGGCGCCGAGCAACAUGAUGCCCAAAGUCCAGGAACCACGCUCCGCAACUCGCAGAUAGAUACCGACACUAGCGGAACUGCCAUGAGCACCAGAGAGACUAGCUCAAUGAUCGACCACAAACAAACUUUGCUAAAAGAUCCCACGGAACAACAUCUAGCCGUGGCAGAAACGGCCUUGUCGAAAAAGAGCGCAGACGAAGAUUCGGUGGCUAGUUCACGAAGUACUGAACCAGCUACUCAUGAUCAAUCGUACACUGGCGCGCGUUGCAUGACCUCACCUCCACAAACACCGCCAUUGAAGACGUCCCAGGAAACCACUCUCGACGAGAUGAGAGCACAAAAGGCUGCGCUUCUAGCUUCUCUCGGUGCUCUUCCAGCCAUCCAAGUGCUCAUAGAAGAACACGCUCUUUCAGACGCCGAACUAGACGAUGCAAACGACGUGCCUACUGAGACUGACAUCAUGGCAGCCGCAAACAAGAUAGUCAGAGAACAUAUCAAGUUACUGCAUGAAUACAACGAACUGAAAGAUAUGGGCCAGGGAUUGAUGGGUCUUAUUGCAGAUCAGCGGGGCGCACGGAUCGUGGAAGUGCAAGAAGAGUUUGGCAUCGAUGCAGCGGAUUAAUCAUUAACACCAAGGAGAUAAACGGGAAUAAUAAGGCCGUC